This is a messenger RNA of Aethina tumida (small hive beetle), 1165 nucleotides long. Its product is annotated as platelet-activating factor acetylhydrolase IB subunit beta homolog. The record is from RefSeq and is a predicted model, not a curated record. The transcript is spliced from 4 exons. Bases 202 to 876 code for a protein of 224 amino acids. NCBI's taxonomy places the organism in Eukaryota, Metazoa, Arthropoda, Insecta, Coleoptera, Nitidulidae.
GCAACGGCCGAAUGGAGAGCGCACUCACACACACACACACAGACAUCUUUCGAUUCGAAACCGUGUAACGCAGGAUUACGUUUCCGUUUGUCCGUCGGCGUGCUAGGUUAUGAACGGUCGCUGAUCCGUAUUAUUAUUCCUGCUGGGUGUGUGGUGCGCGUAAGAAGGUUGUUUGGCAAGUACAGCACAAAGAGGAGCACCAUGAUGAAUCCCUGCGUCAUACCCGAACCGAAGGAAGACGACGUUGGUGAUGGAAGGUGGAUGAGUAUGCACCAACGAUUUGUGCAGCAGGCCAGGACUAGCGAGUCGGAGGUUUUGUUUAUCGGCGACUCGAUAGUGCAACAAUUGCAGUUCACGCCACUGUGGACCGACAAAAUUAGUUCGUUGCAUUGCAUUAAUUUUGGUAUCGGCGGUGACAGGGUGGAGAACGUGCUGUGGAGAAUACAAAACGGCGAAUUGAAUUUCAACGUCAAGCUCAAGGCGGUGGUGGUGUUUGUGGGGACGAAUAACACGGACUGCACGCCGCACGAAAUAUUCGAGGGUAUAUUAGAGAUAAUCAAGGAGAUCAAAAGUCGGUUGGGGAAAGUGACCAUAAUACUGCCAACCCUCUUACCCAGGGGCCACUUCCCCAACCCGUACAGGGAGCGCAACGACCACGUGAACACGUUCCUGAUCGACAAGUUCUGCAACGAGGCGAACGUCGACGAGGUGACCGAAAACGUGCACGUGGUGCCGAUACACGAGAACAUCGUCGGCAACGACCAGACCAUCUCGCACUACAUCAUGCACGACUAUUUGCACCUGACGAACGCGGGCUACAACAAAAUCUUCACGCCGGUCUACGAUAAACUGUGCGAGGUGCUGAAAGUCCAAUAGUAGUAAUUAAUAAUGAUUAAUUAAUUAAUAAUGUGAUUGUGAAUUUUUGCCUUGUCUGUAUUUUUCAUAUUUCGAUGUUUUUCUUUCUUUUGAUAAGUGUUUGAGGAACGGGGACCAACAGGUUUUGAUUGGUUCGCUGUUUUAUUUCAAUUUUCGUGUCUUGAGGCGUUGUAUAUAAUUUUGCCUGAGAUGUAUGUUUUGUAUAGUAUUUUCGAGGAUCAAACGGUUCGAUUUAUUUAUUACCUGAAUAAAAUAUAUUUUAUAUACAAUAAAAAUUUAUAAUUAACAA